CAAAUUAGUUGGAUGCGAUAAGAAGCACGUUCGACGUCAAGUCUGUAGUAAUGGCUUCUAAGCUGAAUCAUAUCAGAUAUGAAAUAAUGACGUCAGAACACGUGGACGAAGCAUCCCAUGUUUUAUCAGAGGCUUUUCUGCGUGGACAUCUACUGUCUAUUGCUGUAAAUCAACCAUACGAGGUUGAGCUGCCAUCAAACAUCAGUCUUUGCAAAUACUGUGUACAAGAGGGAGUUUCAAUGGUAGCUAUAGAUAAUCGCAUCGGAGAGGUCGUCGGAGUGAUAACAGGACUUCUUUGCCAUGGCAACGACAUUGAACUUGAAAAGCCAGACCACCCAAUGAUAACUGAUGAUAUUCUACCAUAUAUCAUGCCAGCUAUGAAGCCUUAUAUUUGGGCAUUGGAGAAAAACUUUUAUGAAUAUCCCGGCUUCAACAAAGAUCGUGACUGCAUGAUAUUAGUGAGUUGUAAGAUAGGUGUUCGUGAAGAUUAUGGUGGUAUAGGGAUUGGCACCAGAUUGGCUGAGUUGCGUGCUGAUUUGUGUAGAGAAAAGAGCAUAAAGUUUAUUCUGGCGUCUUCAACUGGAAUAAUCAGUCAAAGGUUGUAUUCAAAAUUAGGAUAUGAGUGCAUUGGUGAAAUUCCCUACAAUGAAUUUAAAAUUGAUGGUAAAAAACCAUUCGCAUCAAUAACAGCAUGUCCUUCUUCAAAGUUAUUUGUGCUAGAGUUGUAAUUACAGGAAAUACAAAUUAAAAUCACUAACAGCCAACAGAUGAAUAAGGGUUCCCAUUCCAAAGAGUGAAAAUGAAAAACCUAAGGUGCCAACAAAUGUUAAAUCAAGUAGUCAAUAACAUUACCCUCUGUUAUCACAAAUUAUAGUUCACGAUUCAUCACAGGUUAGUCAGUAUUGUUUUUUCCACUUUAUUCAAACUCUUUUGUGAUAAUUUCUAUUUCUUUUUUUAGAAUUGGCAACGACAUAUAUCAAGAACCAUAUUUGUUUCAUAAUAAUAACUACAAUUUUACAUCUAAAUAUUUUGGCAAUAGCUAUAUACAUGUAUGUAUUCCCGAUAUAGUGUAAUAUUUAACAAACAAACAAACGUGUAUCUGCAUCAUUAGUGUUAUAAAUUAGUUGAAGACAACAUAAAUCUCAACUGUAGGGUCAAUUGUAAGCAUUGUAAUUUCAAAUAAAAAACCACCUUCUAUAGUGACAAAAAGACUUGAAGGUUGUUAGUUAUGUAUCGCAAAUUCUCAAAAUAAAUAGAAACUGAUAGAAAUUGCCAA
Molecule: messenger RNA, 1276 nt
Organism: Saccoglossus kowalevskii
Lineage: Eukaryota; Metazoa; Hemichordata; Enteropneusta; Harrimaniidae
Molecular function (GO): N-acetyltransferase activity
Source: RefSeq, a predicted model, not a curated record